Drosophila serrata is the source of this 16141-nucleotide messenger RNA. It is a transcript of the gene tweek, whose product is annotated as transmembrane protein KIAA1109 homolog tweek. Lineage: Eukaryota; Metazoa; Arthropoda; Insecta; Diptera; Drosophilidae. Gene Ontology annotation, biological process: synaptic vesicle endocytosis. The record is from RefSeq and is a predicted model, not a curated record.
AAAGCCUAAUGUGCAACGCUGCCAGUAAUCUGUAGCCGAAAAAGUAAUGCCAUUGUAUAUAUCUAUAUAGUGUGUGUGUGUGACCGAUCGAUGAGAAUGAGUGCAGCGAUGACCAAUCGAUAAUCGCAAGUGCGCACCUUACAGCAACAACAAAGCAGGCAGCCAGGCAGGCACACCUAAACCGCCCCCCACUUCCCCUCGCCAUUGCACACACACACACAGAGUCGCGAGGAGAUGGCGGACUUGGCGGAUAUGGCAGCGGUGGAGGAGACCAGCGACGAAGGCUUUCCGCUGGGAUUUCCAGAAGUCGGCACCUGGAACACCACACACAAUGUCGCCUUCAACGACAUGAAUCUGGAUGCGCGCAUGAUAUGGCUGCUUGCGUCGCUACUCACCACCAUCACCUGGGUGACAUACAUCACUUUCUACAAUUCCCGAGUGAUCGGGAUGCUGAUCACAAAGAUCGCCAACAGGUGGUUCAUUAAGGGAGCGUACUUUAAAAUCGGAUCUGUGGCCCUGAAUCCAUUGGCUGGAAAGAUUAUGUUUCGGGACUUUGUGUACAUCACCUACGACUACACGGUGCGAGCACAGGACGGAUACUUUAUCUUUCGCUGGUGGCGAUCAUACGUUCCCAAGGAUGUCUCAGAGGAUCUCUCCCACUCGGACACACGUCUAUCGGUCCAAUUAAAUGGUUACGAGCUGCACAUUUACAACAGAUCCGAUCUGUACGACAAGCUGGAAAAGACCUUUGGGCUGGAGCCAUCGCUGCUUAUACCCACGGAUGUGGUAAGCAAUGAGGAACGAAAUAAGCUAAAGGAGCACCACAUGAACCUCGAGAAUGCUCGACAAAGCCAGAGGAUACAGAAUGUAAAGAACUCGGAGGCCAUGCAGGCGACCACUUGGAGGGAUCUGAUUCCAGUGAUCAAGAUCGACAUCUGCUCUGGUCGUUUCGUCUUUGGAAACCGCCUGACGCCGACAACUCUCUCGAUUUCCGUGGAGGAGGCCCACUGCACCUACAGUACGAAACCAGCCGUGUGUCAAUUGGAUCACUUUAUGCACUUUGUGAAGGCCAAAGUGGAGAAUGCCAAGGUGCUCUUCUGUCCGAGUCCCAAAUAUACCGGAUUGAUUGAUGAGCCGCCUCGAUAUAUGGGAGAGGGCUUCGUGGUGAUGAUGUCCAAUCAAAUGGACUUGUACUUCUAUAUGGAUGAGCCUGGCGUGGUGCCGCAACAACCUGUACAGAUAGUCCUACCCAACGGGGAUGUGGUGGAGCCCUCGCCCCCAGUUUGGGGUAUCAAUGCGAGAUGCCUCAAGGGAACGGAUUUCAGCUACGGACCCUGGGCUGAUCGUCAAAGGGAUCACCUGUACAAAUACUUUUAUCCCUCGGAUUGGAAGGAGGCAGAGGUCACACCAACCCCCCAGCCUGGGGAGCUGCGCAGCUAUCAGUCCUUCGAUGUGACACUUUGCGUGCUAAAUGAGGCCACCAUCGACAUUCUCUUCUCCAAGGAAAAAGAGACAAACGCGAUGCACAUUACAGUGGGACCUGCUUCAUAUGUGGAGGUUACGAUUCCCUGGGUCACCCAGCCAGACGGCUAUACUUCCAAGAUCCAGGGUCAGCUAUUUCACGUGGAGGCCACCACAUCGCUGCAGUAUCGCAGCCUGGCCGAGUUCGAGUCCCUGGAGUACAAGGUGAGGAUCCAUUAUCCGACAAAGUGGAAUGCACCGCAGGACUGGAGCAUCUCGUUGUCUGGCUGCAAGACCAGUGCUUUUAUUGUGUACAAACACAAGUGCUUCUUCCAAGACCUGAUCGAGGAUUGGGCGAACAAGGCCAGACCGGAUAUACUCAGUUUCGUUCCCUACACCUGCAACUUCAGCAUCCGGCUGCAUGAGUUCGAGAUCCUUAUGCUGUGCAACGAGUACAACUGGAUAGACUGCAGCAGUGCCAACCAGGAGAACAACCACUUGGCCUUCUGUGGGGACGUCUUCGAAAUGAGCUUCGCCCUGCCGUUUGACGACUUCCUGCCCAAGACGGUGACGCUGAAGUUCUGGAUCCACGGCGAGGGCUUGGACCUGAGCUUGUACGUGCCGGAGGUAUCCUCGGUGCGUCCGAUUGUAUUAGCCAUAGACGAGAACGCAAGACUGCUGACCAGGGAGGGCAAGCUCAUCCGGCGCCCGGAGUUAUACUCAAAGAAGUGGCGCAAGAUCUGCCAGCGCUCCGCCGGUUGGAUUGACUGCUGGGCUGUGCCAAUUUUGGCACUGUCCAUCCAGUAUGUUUAUCACCCCGUUCCGCCCUUGGGGCCCGAUCCCCAGGCGGAUAUCACCACGCCGGAGAAGGAGGAGAUUCUACUGAGUCCCAUGCGAAUACCCAAGGUCAGGAAAUCCCCGGUGAGCAGUUGGCAGCAGCCGCCCGAGCAAUAUAGUAAAUUCGAUCCCGGCACAUUGGCAGCGGAUCAUGUGACUGUUGAACUGGAGAUUGGCAGCUCGGUUCUCAUGGCCUACGGAAAUGUGCUGCGCAACUUUAUAAGCCUAAAGGAGAAUAUCUUCGGGGAGGAUCAAAACUUUACUGAUAUGGAGCAGUCAAAUGUAAAUAUGAAGGAGCCAGGGGCCACCCAGCUGAAUCCCAAGGAUCAACUGUUGGCCAAGGAAAAGGAAUUGGCCAACAAAUCCAUUUCGGAAACUCAAGCGCCCGAGGAGAAACGGAAGCCCUUUGAUCCUCGUCUCUACCGACCACUGGAAGUGAUGGUUUCUGUGAUUGUCCAUGAUAUCCAAGCGCAUGUGAUGAAGAACUGCAAUGCAGACGAUCCCCCGUGUCCAGUGGUGCUAAUUGAACGGUUUGGCUUCGAAAUGAAUAAGCGGUAUCACGAAACAACUCUACAGGUUCUGGUUAGUCCGUCGUACUUGCUGGCCUCCGACUGCCUUCAGCGCUCGCAACGGGAGCAGCACAUUAACCAGGGUCACCUGUUGCUCUCGGCAGUCCAGGUGAGAGGUCAUGCCAUGUUCAGCAAUGAAGGAUGUGCACUGGAUGAGGAUACGCUGGAAUACUCCUGGCUGGUGGAAGUGCAGUUGGGAAAACUCACUGGAAAACUUACGCUGCCCCAGCUAGUGAAUGUGGUCACUGGUCUGGAGACUCUCAUCCUACUAGCCAUCGAUCCAGAGAACUGCCUGAAGUCACCGAAGACAGUAAGGAAUUGCCAUCACGGAGUGCCCAGCAAUUUGUGUCCCCAGACCAAGGAAGAGAAGAAGUAUAAGUGUCCCUCCUCCGAGGAUAUCAAAUACAAAAUGACACGAGUUUCUGUGGAUGCCGUAGAUGUCUACCUUAUUGAGAGCGGCACUGCCCUGCACGCAUGGAUCUCACCCAUCCGCUUGGCGAAUUGUAACCUUCACGGCCAGCGGGUAAAGUCCGGGAUCUCUGGCUUGCUGCCCUCCAUUUUGCUACGCCUUUUCAUGCUGCACACUACGACCUCCUCGUUUAAUACCAACACCACGGGCAGCAAUCGAUCCGGAAAGUUAAGGCGAGCAGAUCAGGACUCUUUGAAGUCGCAGGAUGCAGCUGGAGGAUCACACUAUGCUCCACAUGGCAAGGCAGGAAAGCGCAGCUCCAACUCCUUUUCAAGACGCGAUUCCCGGGAUGAAGCCACGCGAAAGCUGAGGGAUAGCUUCUCGGAGCCGCAUGCUAAGCGCACACCGGAAACAUCCGAUCUCUGCGAGAAUUGGGUGGAGGUGGGAUGCACUUCGCUGGGUCCCAUUCUCCUGGAGGGAGCUUCCGCCUUGCCGAUACCGGAUCACGAACUGCAUCUAGUGCAGCACAAUUUCCUGCGCGAACAUGAUGCCAAGUUUAAACGCUUAUGGUUCCUCUGGUCACAUAAUGGAAGUGCUCUGUCCUCCGGAACAGAAAUUUCACGAUGUGGAUGCAUUGGAGGCUGCGCCUUCUUUGGCAGUAAUCGAAAUGGUCAGAAGUUCUUCAAGCCAACGGCACAGGAUGUCCACGAUAACUACAACAUUGCGCGUUACUUCAUCAUCAACAAUAAUAAGGACUUUGGAUUCGGCGAGAGCAUUCUGCACCAGAGUCAACUAGUCUUCCACACACCACCCUACAGUCUGCACUGCGUUUCGCUGUACGAUUCGGCCGAUUUUAAUGGCAAGGGUCGUCUGUACAGGCCGGCCGGGGAUUUACGUAAUGGAAGCCUUAAGAAAUCGGAUCUCUGUUCCUUACCCGAUGGGACCAAGUUCAAGAUCGGUGCCAGUGGAACAACCGGAGUCGAACCUGACCUGAGCAAUCGAAACAAGUCGCGUGAGAGCAUUGGUUCGCCAAAUACUUUGGAAAGGAGGAACAAACGAUAUCCCUGCACACGCCAGACCUCCGUGGAGGUGCCCUAUGCCCGCCUAUUGGACAGUCCCUCCAAGAAGCUUCAGUUGCAACACGAAGGGGUAGCAGGUGGCAGCGACAUGGGAAGUGGGCAUCGACGCGGCUCCGACUCGAACAGGCUGCGAGUGUCGCCGCCGAAGACGAGCAUUUCCGACUCCAGACUGACCGGGGAUGUCCUGGAUGAUGAACAUGAGAUACCUGACGAGAUGUCACACUCGGCACCCCAUUCUCAUCCCCUGGAGUUCGAGAUAGCUGAUAUAGCUCUCCAUGCCCAGGUUGGGGGUGACCACCUUCCUAGAGAAGUGCAGCGCACCAUAUCGCUGACAUCGGAGAAUCCCUCGGAGAUGUUCUUCUCCGCCGAAGAGGACAUAUCGAAUGUGAUGUCGCAGCGAGGAUCUAUGAAGCAGCGAAAUAGUGCCAACAGUGGAUCAGUGGUGCUGUCUGGAAAGAAGCGAUUCUCAUCAGAUUUGAGUAUUGGAGCCCAAAACGAGAAUGGCAGCCAUACCUUGCCCACAUAUCGCAGCGACUUGGAGAUCCAUGCUCCCGAUGGCAAUAAAACGCUUCCGAAACGCCCGCAGAGCACUACUGAACUGGCUGAUUCCCGUGGAUCAUCAUCCGGCACACCAUCACUGUCUUCCAACUCCUUUAUCUCGGCCAUGUCGUCGCAGGAGGAUGUGGCUCUGGUCAAUCUCCAUCAGCAAGUCAACCGGCCGAUCAUAGACUCGCCGUUGCUAAUGGCCAGCUAUCUGAAUCAUCUGUCGCAGGUGAAGUGCUUCAAUUGGAAUGGCUGCUCCUUUCCCUUGGGACCCGAUGUCUUUUCCACGCCACUGUUCUCGGAAAAUGAAGAUGGUGGCCUAACCUACAUUGGCAGCAAAAUGCUGCCCCACUUUGAUCUCUAUUCGUGUUGGCGGGAGAUCAAAGUGGUUCCCCGAUACGAAAAUGCAACGGGUAGUAACAGUUCGGCCACAUUUAUGGGAGGACCCAAGUCGCAUCCCUGGGAUCCUAGUGUGCUGCUAAAGGAGGAGGAAACGGACAAGACGACAAAUGGGUUCGAUGAUGGCGAGUUCAUGAGCCUGCAGGCAGAGGGAGGAGCGGCCUGCACAUCGGUGGUGGCGCGACUUAAAGGACAGCUAAACGUCUUCCUUACACCGCUUUUGUUGGAGGGAUUGCAAAGAAUGGUUGAAGCCGCCGUUCCCACAAUCCAAUCAAUGCACUUGCUUUCGGUGGUAAACUUCAUCCACACCUCGUGCAUUGCGAAGGUGAACAACGACAACAUCCUGAAGCGAGAUCAGAGCCUCAGCUACUGGUCCCAGGUGCACUCCAACUCGAAGCGAUCCACAACAGAGAGACAUCUCCAGGGACCCGGGGAUUCGUUCCUCAGCGACGUAUACGAGGAGAGUAUCUCCACAAAGACCCAGGGACUGAUUGUGCUGCCCAAGGUCAGCAUCACCAUGCUGCAGUCCUCCAUUGUGGAGGAGAUCAUCUCAGUGGCAGCGCUGGAUAACGUUCAGGAUCUGAGUUGCGUUUCCCUGCUCACCUUUUACAUGGAGGGCAUAUCCACGAAGUUCCAUCUGGGCAAGACCACGCGUGCCUCCAUGCACAACGUAUACAUCCAGCAGACGGUGCAGUCCGGCAGCAGUCACAAGAAAGGAGGCAUUAUGAAGGGCACACGGGCUCUCUUGGCCCACCUCUCGUCACAGACGCGACCAGACAAUGUUCAAGGUGAGCCCAUACUGAUUGAAACUUCUGAAAAGCAGCUGGAGGAGCUCGUCAUCACGCUGGACAUAGGCAGAGCCCAUGCCCAACUGCGUCGCCUGAAGACUGAGAGCCAGUCGUGUGCGCAGGAUUCGCCCAUCAUCGUCACCGCCAUUCCGGAACACAAGAGCAAAGUGCUUUUCGAGUGCCUGAAAAUGCCAGAGAGCACGGGUAUCGAAAGCAUUGGCUACAUUAUGUUCGAGUGUGGAUUGGAGGGCGUGGGUGUGAAGAUUGUGAAGCGUUCGCACUUUGAGAAGUCGGAGAACAGCAAGGAGGAGUUGGCCGAAAUGGCAGGAGCGGGUGCUGAAGGCACCACCUCUACCGGAGGCUUCAAUCUCAACGAUCUAGUUGGUGGCCAGAACGAAGGAGCAGCUGCUUCCAGUGACGGAGGAGCCACUUCCAAGGCGGAAGCUGCCUGGAGAUUGAUAACCAAAAAGCCUCCCACUCCGAAGACCCCCAAGGCAUCAGAAGGCAAUGCUGCAGGUGCAGAUAACUCCUCCUCGGCGGCUGGUGACAGGAAAUCCACACCCAAACCUCUAGAUGAGGAUGUGGAAAAGGGAGCGGCCACAGGCAAUAAUCCAACAGGAACGCAAAAGAACCCUAGCGGCGGGGCAGGAAACAACUCAAAGGAUGCCUACGACAAGGUGCUGUCCAAUGUCAAGGAAACGGACAAGACCUCUUCCUGUGUAAUCGAACUGAAGUCGGUGUGGUUCAACUUUGCUGCUCCGCCCUGUGUGCCCAUCACACGGAAGAUCGAUCUAACGCGUCUGGACUGGAAUCUUCUCAGCACCGCCUCACCGGCUAUCACGGCCUGGAUGAAUCCUAGCAACCGGCUGGCCAUCAAGAUCGUCUCCCUCAUGAAAGCCCUGCACACCAGGCAGACGGCAGUAGCCGCUUGCCUCAUGGCGCAGGCCAUGGACAACGAGAAGAUCCAAAGGAACCCGAAGAUAAAGAAGAGUCGUUAUGCCAACAACUACACGCUGCUCUCCAAGACACUGCAGGAGGAUCCCAGUUGCCAGCUGUGCUACAUCAUGCAAAAGCUGGUGCUGGACGAAGGUGUGGAGCGCAUCGAACCGAUUUUCAAGCAGCAUGAUGUACCGCAUCUCAAUACCCUGCGACAGGGCAUCAUUGUGCUUAGUCGACAGUGGAAGAACACCCUCUACAAUCCCAUUCUGUUCGAACACCAGUACAAGAACAAGCUUGCACGGCCCAUCAACGUGACCUUCUCGUUCCCCCAGAACGAGGAGGAGGCGGAGAACGAUGAGUGUGAAGGUGAUGUUGAAAUGGGCGCCUAUUCGGGCGUCGGCGAGAAUCCGGAAGAGAAAAACAAUCAGUACGGCGGAGGACUCCCGUAUGCUCAUGAGACUGGAAACCAUGGAACUGCUUCACAACGAUCCACUUCGACUUCCCCAAAUAUUCAUCUCCCGCGUCGUGGCUUGAGCAAAGUGCACAGCAAAGCCUCGAAUUAUUCACAUGGCAAUUCAUCUCGUUCUAGCAUUCAAAUGCUGCCCAUUAUUUCUGGGCUGGUGGAGAAGCAAAUGCCGGAAUUUGAGUACGGUGCGUUGCAGGAGGGCUCUCUGAGCUCCACCAACUCGGUUAAUAAAUUCUGGUUGGGAGCCGAGAACCACAAGGAGGACUUGUACUUCUGGAUGGCCAAGCAACAGGAUAGCAAAAAGAAGCACUUUGCCGAGAAAGAGCACGCACGCCCUGCUCCGCCCAAGAUGCAUGGACAUUAUACGGGGCAGUCUCGCAGUGGAAUCAUGCAGGAUUCCAUCAAGCUACUGGAUGCUCAUUUGAUUUUCGAGCCCCUCCUCACUUGCCUGGGCGUGAUGCCCCAGCAGAUGAUCAACAAGUUCUCCAACGCAGACAUCUCAUCGCUGGAGAACUUUGGCACCAAUCUAUCGCUGAUCGGUACCUUCGAUUCCAUUCGCGUGGACAUUGUUGUCAGCGAGGCGGGUGACAAAAAGAACUCGGCCCAGAAGCCAGCGAAACUGAGCAAGAAAUCAAAUGGUGGUGGCAGGGCCUCCAUAAUAAUGGACACUCCCCUAUUCCUUUGCGAGCGAGUGGGUGUGGAGCUGGAGGUCCUGAAGAUGUCCGAUGGCAUGGUGGAUCAGGCACGCCAGAAUGUCAUCUAUAUGUCCCGGCGCCAGCUGAAGAAGCAUACCAGCACUGUGAUCAACUUCAGCCUUAAUGUAAGGUUCAUCUCGCAGCAGGUUAACAUGCCGCUGUUGAGGCUGCUCCACCAGAUCUGCAACAUGUAUCAGAAUGUGAAGGACGCCCAGAACGAGUUCCACGAGCAGCCUGAAUUGAGCAAAAAGAGCCAGACUAAGGAUGAGUGUAGUCUGGCUUCCGAGCCUACAGAUAUCUUGCCCUUCAAUUCGGUCGCCGAGCGCUUUGGUCAUGGAGAGAACUACUCGGACGAGCGCUAUGAUAAAUUCAACGAAACUAUGCCCACGACAAUAGCCAGGCCACGUCCAGGCGGCCUGGCGCCCAUUAUUCAACUCACGCCUUCACCCAACGCCAAGAACCGGCCGCAGAGCUUCGCCCAGAAGCUUCGAUCAACUGGGAAAUCCGUCAAGGGCAAGCUGGGCUACACGAACCUGAAUGAAUCCAGCUGCUCGCCCUUAAGGGACAGUCCCACGAUGUCAAUCCAUGAGCAGAAUAUCCUCAAAAUGUCUACAGAGUCGAAGGCCUCUCUGAAUGGUGCCUGUGCCACCAGUAUGAGUGGAGACUACCAGAAUACCCUCACCAAAGCGGGAAUGCCAACGAUGGCUCCUCUGUUGGAGACGCCAAACUGCUGGAAAACCAUCUACCACCUGCUUGAGCUGUAUGGUACCAUGCCGGAAACCAAGACCGUGGUCCAAAGGAGCUCCCUGAACGAGCACAAGAGUAAGCCUCCUCAUGCUUUCGGCAAUGAUGAAGAUGAUCUCGCCAGUGCUCCCACACCGGUGCCCCAGCAUCGUGAGAUGCUGUUGGUGGAUGCACCAUCCCAGGAGCGAACGCGAUUGAUUGUCUUUGGAGUGGCAAAAAUACACAAGACUCGUCUGCUGGCCACGCUCUCGGGCCUCAAGUUGGAGUCGGAGAUCACUACGCUGAACAGCACGGCCACAUGGCGAAAGAAGGCGCGUCCCGUUUCCCUGGAGUGCUCCCUUACUGGCCAGGUUGGCAGAGCCAUGAUUGUGCUGCUGGAGGGAGUAGCUCCCAGUCAACAGACCGUGGUAAAGGUGACUGUUGGCAAGAGCCAGACGCUGUACUCGAGCCUUUCGAAGCGAGGCAAGGACAAGAACAGCGGUCUGCUAUCCAUUGGAGCAAUCAACAUAGACAUUCCACAGCAUCCAGUGGCGCUGCAUGGCAUGAUGACGCGCAGUUCUAAGCAGUUGUCUUCCACACUGCAGGAGUUACGAGUUAAGCGCAAUUCUGGUCGCUCCACUCUCCGUUCGCAUACGGCCGAGGAGCCGGAUUCCCCGUUCCAUGCCCGCAACUCGGGAGGAACUAGUAGUGGCGGCGGAAUGGCCAGUGAAAUGCGAGAGCGCACUGUCUCCGGUGGAGCAGGAGCCCAACAGCACCAGCCCCACCAGCAGGCGGCUCGAAGGGCAGCCGCUUCACACAUGGCUCAGUCCAAAGCAGGAACCCAGGCACAGCAUCAGAACGGAUUGCUGCAACCCCUCGUCAUGCAGUUCAAUGUGCUCCUCCAGAGCUUAUCCAUCAAUGCGGCUCUGCUGCCCUCGCUCCAGGCCCAGUACCGGAUGAAUCAUGUCAGCUCGAUGGGAGUGACCGGCCAAAGGGCCAAGUUUGUCAUCGAUCUUCCCACGCAUACGCUCAGCUUUAACACGAAGAUUCAGAAUGAAAUGAAUCUGCCCUCAGAGGCCUGUAUUGGCCUGCCACCGGUUCACGUUCUGGCGGAAUAUAUACCCGACCAUCGUCAGGAUCACACAGAAAACACCGAGGGAAUCGUACUGCGUCAAGGUGGCUACGUAAAUGCCAGUGCUGAGAUUGGGGAGUUCGAGCGCUGCCUGACCACAGAUCUCCUGAACCAUCUGGUCUUUGUGCAAAAGGUGUUCAUGCGCGAAAUCAACGAGGUGUUGCAAAAGGUGUAUGGAGGCGAGAAGCCAGUGCCCCUGUGGACUGAGGAGAGUGGCGAUAACUCCGGAGCAGUGCAGGAGUCGUCACUCAAACGCAUCCUCUUCUCCAUCAACAUCUCAAUGAAGCGCAUCCAGCUGACAGCCACCACACCCUGCUCGUCGGCAGUUCGUUUCGAAACCGGAACUCUGGAGCUGCAGCUAUCGAACCGGGUGAAGAACCUGGGCGAUAUGAGCAACCGGAAGCUCUUCUUUAAAGCCCACAUCGAUUUCAACCUAUCCCUGGGCCAGAUCAUUCGCAAUGUGAUCUUUGACGAGGCUGAGCCAGAGUUCCAGCAGUAUGCCUUCUUUCACACAACGAUUGGGCUGAGGAAUGCCUUCCAGGAUGAGCUGCUGAACGAGGACAAAGAAUUGAUUCUGCUCACGCUCAAGAGACCGUUGGUCUACGUCCAGCCCAUAGCAGUGGAUAAGGCCAUCCUCGUCUGGCUGAACUACAAGAACGCCUACGAGUACUGGGCCGAGAAGAGGGCGAACCUCUGCCACGAACACGUCCAGCACAGCCAGUACAGUCAGUACUCGGCGGCCCAGCAGCAGCAGAACCAGAAUCCGCAGGUGUUCGAUCGCGUUGCCUUCGGCCAGAUAGCCAGCUCCAACCUAUCCACGCUCUUCCUCCAACUCACCGUCGAGGACAUGGGCAUCUGUCUGCCCCUCAAGCAGGUCAACACUACGUUUGGCUCCCGUUCCUAUCAGGACUUUGAUGCAAAGGGCGCGGUGGUGAUCACGUUGGAGAACACCAUUAUAUCCGCCUGCAACUCGGGAGCCUUGGUGUCGAAGGGCAAGUUCCAGGGACUGUGCCUGCGCUUCGCCGACGACUUCGAGACGAAUUUGGACGACUGGAAGCCCAAUAGUGCCGAGCCCAUUAUGAAUGUCUGCGUGGUGUCCGAGGGAACCUUUGAGGUUUGCUCUCGCACCACGGCUGCCAAGAAGGGUGAGAAUGCCAAGUGGCUACUGAAUGUCAAAUGGCAGAUGGAAGGCGUGGAUAUCCACUUGGACGUAAACAUUGGCAAGCAGCUGAGUUCGCUGGGUCACACUCUGACCAUGCUCACCGGAUUCGAGGAGGAGGAGACCCAGAUGGAGUCCCCCGACAGCGAUGAAGGGGAUCAAAGCUGCAGGGAUACAUUUGUGAGAAGGAGAGGCGAUUUCGACAACCUGCCAGCCUUCGUUUUCGAUCCCACCAUCGACUCCAAGAAGCGUUCGUUCAUGAUGGAGAAGGAAAUGGCUGAGCAGCUGAAGAUUAUCAACGAUCUGCGCACUCUGGGCGCUUCCCACAACACAGUAGCCCAUGAAGAGCGGCGUCUGCAAGAGCUCCAGGCUAUUUGUUACAAGUAUUUCCGCCGGGACAUGAUCCAGAAGUGGAAGAGGCCUUCGCUGAGGCGAUCUCUCAAGAACUAUGGUCGCUCGCAGUCGUAUAUCGGAGCAGGAUCUUCGGUAACUGGAGUGGGAGUGCCACAAACUCUGGACAAUGGAAGCUAUUCAGGCCGAAGACUGGACACAAUUGCCUCCAAUGACGAGAUAUCCAGCCUGCAAAGCACUCCAGCCUCCUGUCAUUCGCGCAGUGCGUCCCUGAAACAGACUGGAGGAGGCGGUAUAGUCGGCGGAGGCAUUAAUCCCCUGGGUCGAGUGACCUUCACCGAAGCCAUGCGUCAGACAUCGCUUCCCAAUGCGGACACGGACACGGAGACGGCGGACAAUGAGCUGGAUUGGCGCGGAGACAUUACGCCCAGCGAGAUCGAUGUGGACGGCACCUCCGUGGAGAUGCGCCGAAAGCAUGGCCAUGGUCAGAAACAAGCAGAACCCAAUAUCGAUUUCGAACUGGACAUCAAGGUACUAGUGAACUCUGGGAAAUGCGUACUCCACACCAAGGAAACGGGCGAGGACAGAGCCCAGGGUUAUGCAGCAGGAUCAGGAGCAGCAGGCAGCAGCGUACCAGCUUCGAGUGUUAAAUCCCAUAAACGUGAACGGAGUAUUGGCAACGAUUGGGGCAGUCCCACGCCCUCAAGGAGGCAGAGGGACAAGAGCAAGCUGCGCUAUAAUGCCAACGCACUGCUGGCGGAUCUCACCAUUUUCCACAUCCCAGGAUUGGAUGUGAAACUUCACUACCAAUCGAAAACGCUGGCGGAUCAGGUAUCUGGAGAUCAAAUACCGCCACAUGGUCGCCGGAUGGGCAGCAAGCGAGCGACAUUGUGUGCCUGGAUGACCCUGCAGAGUAUACCGGAGGAAACCAUCAUAUCACCGCACAUUCUGGAGUUCCUGGAGCAGACCCUAGAGCCCAUACCCGCUCGACAGUCCAGCAGCGUUCCCCCAACGCCCUCCCACAACGCUGCUGUUAAUCUCGACAUACUGCCUGCCAACUAUGUGACUUACGCCUCGUUCCCCGUAGACGUUAUCGUAUAUUUCCACAUGCAACCCUCUACGUUCCGCUUCAGCUGCCUGCCCGUCUCCCGCGUGGAAUGUAUGCUGCAGUUGCCCAGCCUGGAUAUUGUAUUCAGCUCCAAGCGGAGCAGCGAGGAGGAGAGCUCAACCACGCAGCCAGGAAGUCAUGCUCACCCGGAGCAGCCGUUGCCCACCGGUGGACUGAGUGUCACUGGUUGCCUGGCCGACUUUAAUGUGUUCAUUUUCCAUCCCUACGGCGGAAAGAAAACCUCCAAGGAGACUCAGUUCUCACCGCUAAGCGAUAGUGAGAGAAAAGACUCCCUGAGCAUCAACGUGGAGUUUGUCAAGUUUCACAUUACGCGCUGCCGCAAGGUCUACAUCGAACCGCUGCCCAGCUCUAAGAGAUCUCUGGAUCAGUCUCGAGCUGUGAUCCGCUUCUCCACCAUUGUGGAUAUUGGAAGUGCCAGCUUUAAGUACGACAUGAGGAGAUUAACAGAGAUCUUGGCUUUUCCCAAGGCCUGGUAUCGCAGGAGGAUUGUGAGACGCCUCUUCCUGGGUGACCUUAGUGUCCACCAGCAGCAGCAGCAGCAACAGCAACAGCAGCAGCAGCAUGGAAAUGGUGCUGAAACCCCAACUGGAUGCCCUCCUGCUACUCCUACUCCUAGCGAGGAUGCAAGCAGGGCCAAGGAUAAAAUGCGCCUGGAUUUCGAUGGUCAGCCGCAGCAGCAGCACCAAUUGGGGCACUUUGGUGCUGUAAGGAAGCUUAAGAACCUGGGCAAAUCCUCCAGUGCCGAGUCCUCGGGAACUCCCCCAUCUGAGAAGAACCAAAUCACUGCCUGGGAGACACUCGUCCUCUUCGCAGUGAACUUUACCAAGCUCAAUGUGCAAAUGAACAUUGGCAACGUGUGCGGCAAUGUGGUGUGGCUCACCAAGGAUUUCCAGUCCGAUGGACGCCUCUCCAUUGGCAGCACUGGAUACAAGAACAUGUAUGCUGGCAUCUACCUUGGAGGAUCCGCUCUUGACGCCAAGGGAGGCAUAGUCGGUGGCAGCUUUGAGGUGAACAAGAUCAACCAGCGAUUCCAUAUCAAAGAGGAGGCAGGCAUGGAGCCGUACCACACCAUGGGACUCAGUUUCAUGGCACUGGAACUUAGGCUGGACUACAUGGGAACUUCUGUGCUGAUGACACGCAUCAGCAGCUUCUCCGCUGCCAUGAAGGAUGAAUGGCGGACUGCUUCCCAAGCAGCAGCUGCCCCUCCAUCGCAUGGCAAGGAUCAGGCCAGAGCACUGAUCUUUAUCCAUGGGGAUCUCACCUGGGACCAAUUGCAGAUCAUGAUCAGCAAGUCCACAACCGCAGAUCUGCUCAAGAUGUACUUCAAGCUGGAGGAGUUCUUCACACAGCAGUUCAAGUCCUCCAAGAGGGUGUUCUCUAGCCUGGAGCCGCGACUCCAAGACCGAUCUGCCAGCAUCAAGAGGCGACAGCAACUCAAGAAGAAGCCGGCCAACGGAGAGCUGGUUGCUCCCGUACCCAUUCAGGGUUUGAGCGGGGAACAUACCGACGCACGUCACCAUCGCCAUUGGCGGAAACCGCUGGCUCAGGCCGUUGGUCUGGUAGUGCCCUCAUUGGUUACUCGCCUGCCACGUCAUGGCAACGUCCUGGGCGGCACCGUUGAACUUCGAGGACAGAACAUCUCGUUGGCAUGCUUUCACGGCAUUAACUUCAAGUCAAAGUCGUGGGCUCUGUUCAGCCUAAGGUCCCCCUCGAUCAACUUUGCGACUGAAGCGCGACAGAACGAGGAGGAAGUGUUGGUCACACAGACUCUAACAUCUUCCCUGGGACAGACGGCGGAGGUGCAACAGCAGCAGAACCACUCGAUGGCCAUCGUAAGUCGGAUCACGCGAAACAUCAUUUUCCCGCCGCAGUUCAAGACGCUGAAUGAGUGGUUCCACUAUGCCUUUGCCAACAGCGAGAUCGAUGCUGUGGAUCGCUUCCCCAUUCUGGAAUGCGAACGAGAGAUCGCCUCCAAUUCCAUUGAGCGGACGCGAGCCUCCGGCAGCAGCAGUGCCGCCAAAGCGCAGGAGCACAAUCAUAACCGAGAGGUCAUCUUUGCCCUGCCUAGCCUGCAGCUGCAUUUCAAGACUGAGCACAAACAAGGACCAACCAUCCCAGUGCCUAGUGAAUCCAAGCCAGAAGUCUUGUGCAGCUUCAUUACCGAAUUCGAUGAUCACAUAUUUGUGACCGUCGAUGCGGAUGCCUUCUUUUUCCUACAUGAUCUCAUCACCUCAUACGUGACCGAAAAGGAGAAGGUGAUUGGAGCUCAAUCAGCGAGAGCUGCAUCACCAAAUCUUUCGCAAAAGGCCAACCUAAAGCCGUAUCUGACCGACGAGAUCCUUAAGGAGAAGAAAGGUGCCUCCAAUACGAACCUGACUGCCCAAGGCAAGCAGAUGAGUGCCAGCAAGAGCAGCCUGGAUCCGCUGCAGGGCAGUCACUUGAGCCUAGCGAACGCUGCUGCCAAUGUGUCGGGAGCAGCGUCAACGACCACGACAGCUUCGAUGACUGCAGGAACAGCAACGUCAUCAUCACCAUCAUCCACUACCGCCACCACAGUGACAUCAACUGGAGCGACAGGACCGUCGACGAGCUCCUCAAACGAUGCCACAGAUGGCAAGCAGGAAAGCUCACCGCCCAGCUUUGAUCUCGAAUCGUGUGUGCGUGACUGGCGGCACUUUGAGUGCCAGACAUGGCACCUUGAGCCCACAGUGCGCCUGCUCUCGUGGGCUGGCAAGUCUAUCGAGCCAUACGGCGUUGAUUACAUCCUCAACAAACUGGGCUUUCGCCAUGCCCGAACCACCAUACCCAAAUGGCUGCAGCGUGGAUUUAUGGAUCCACUGGACAAGGUGCAGGCCCUGAUGAUGCUGCAGUUGCUACUUAUGGUCCGCGAGAACAAAGUAGAGCGGGAUGGGGGGGCCAGUGGAUCUGGCAAGCAGCAGAACCAUCGACCAUCAACGAAUUAGCCAUGACAGAGCCACAUUUAUGACAAUUGACAAUUGCCCAAAGUCGUUCGAUUUAGUUUAAGCGUAUCGAUGUAUAGAUUUUUCAUCCAUGUAAAGUUUUAUAUAUAUUAUUUAUUAUCCCCGAUGACCAGGCAUGCUUUGAAGUUUCGACUUGCGGUAUUAUUUGGCCAUUAGGCAGCUUCUUCUUCUACUUCUUCUACAAUGUAAAUGGUUUGCUCUCGUUCCCCUCAUUUUAAGCGUAUUUGUAUUCUCCUCAUCCUCUUUUAUAGGUGUAAUGUCAAGUGCUUCGUGUAAUUUGCUCAAUUUUUGGCGCUUUGUAACUAUCAUUAAAUUGUUUUGUUGUUGGUAUUCCUAGGAUAUAAUUACUAUGCAAACAAGGAGCAAAGCAAUUGUGUUUAAACUAUAAGUAGCUCUAAUUGAAUAUACAUGAUUAAUAUAUACAACCAAAAACCGUGUAAGUCUAUCAAUAAGUAACUGAAUAAACUUUCGAAAGAGCAUA